Messenger RNA from Zasmidium cellare ATCC 36951, 930 nucleotides. RefSeq lists its product as uncharacterized. Bases 1 to 930 code for a protein of 309 amino acids. The transcript has a single exon. Gene Ontology annotation, cellular component: TRAPPIII protein complex. The record is from RefSeq and is a predicted model, not a curated record. NCBI's taxonomy places the organism in Eukaryota, Fungi, Ascomycota, Dothideomycetes, Mycosphaerellales, Mycosphaerellaceae.
AUGGCAACCCACACGCGCACCCGCUCCGGCACAAUCUCCGGCCCGCACUCCCUAACCCUCAAAGUCCUCCGCCUCUCCCGCCCCUCCCUCGCAACGCAAACGCCGCUCCCACAAUCCUCAAUCCCACCUACCGCCUCCCUCGCCCACCCCUCGGGCGACACAACCUCCUCAUUCCCCUUGACGCCGCUUUUGACACUGCCUGCGGCUUUCGGCGCCGCGUACGUCGGGGAGACGUUCACGUGCACGCUGUGCGCGAAUAAUGAGUUGUUGGAGGGCGAUAGGAAGGGCGUGAGUGGGGUGAAGAUUACGGCGGAGUUGCAGACCCCCAGUCAGCAGGAGGGGGUAUCGUUGCAGCUUUCUGGUGGUGGUGAUGGGGAUGAGGAGGAUGGAGGGGAUAUGAUGGCGCCCGGCGCGACGUUGCAGAGGACUUUACGGCAUGAGCUGAAGGAUGAGGGACCGCAUGUGCUGGCGGUGACGGUGACGUAUACGGAGACGUUGCAUGGGCGGGAAGGGCCGGCGAGUGGAGGACGGGUGAGGACGUUUAGGAAGUUGUAUCAGUUUGUCGCGCAGCAGUUGCUUGCGGUGAGGUCCAAGGUGACGGAGCGGAAGAGGCAGGGGAAGGAGGGGAGGCAGUGGAUUUUGGAGGCGCAGUUGGAGAAUGUUGGGGAGGCGUCGGUGGUGUUGGAGAGGGUGGUGUUGAAGGAGAGGGAGGGGGUGAGUAGUCGGGCGGUGAAUGGAGAUGAUGGGAAGGAGGCUACGGUCCUGAAGCCUUCUGAUGUCGAACAAGUUAUGUUCUUGCUGGAGGAGAAGACGGAGCCUGAGGACUUGACCAGUAGAGUGCCGCUGGGGCAGCUCAACAUUGACUGGAGAAGUGCAAUGGGGGAGCAAGGCAGUUUGACGACUGGAUGGUUGGCAAGUCGAGGGCGAUGA